Arabidopsis arenosa is the source of this 702-nucleotide messenger RNA. Lineage: Eukaryota; Viridiplantae; Streptophyta; Magnoliopsida; Brassicales; Brassicaceae. The record is from the annotation of a GenBank genome assembly.
AAACCAUUUCUUCUACUUAUUCUCUCCCUAUGUCGAAUAAACUUCCCACAAUACCAAGAAUCCAUUUUGAACCACGCUGGCACCCUUAUAUAGCCAUAAACACGUACCUUGGGUCAAAAGCCACCGACAAGGCCAAGAACCUGAGAGCAAGCCAGAUGAGGGAUAGUAAAGUUCUGGAUCUGAAACGUGACGAGACUACAGUCAGCGACGAGUAUGAGGGUUCCAAAGUCUGGUGGAAGAUCAUGACUGAUGCUAAUGGAAAAAAAUCUUACCGGCUCACUUUCCAUAACCGUGCACGGAGUGUAGUAACCGGUUCAUACAUACAAUAUGUGGUUGACGAAGGAAAAUCGAUCGAGGAAAAAAAACCAGAAGAUAAAGAUUGGAAAUGCCAAGGAGAAACAAUGCAUCAUUGAUGAUCUUGUUGCCUUCAGUAAUGCCAAGGAGUAUUACAAGAAGAUUGGAAAAACUUGGAAGAGAGGUUGCUUUCUUUAUGGACCCUUGGGACCUGUAAGUCCACCAUGAUUGCAGCCAUGGCUAAUCUUUUGAGCUACAGUAUCUUUGAACUCAAACUCGAGGCUAUACAGAACAACACAAAUUUGAUGAAGCUGCUCACUAGUACAUGCAAGAAGUCUAUUAUUGUGAUAGAAGACUUGGGGAUGGGUCUAGCUACUUGAUGGAAAGGAAUGAAGGACAUGGCUUACA